AUGACCUGUUUACCUGGACAUUGCAGUACUCAUUUCUGGGGACCAGUUGCCAACUGGGGUCUACCUUUAGCUGCCAUAGCCGAUGUGAAGAAGGACCCUGAGAUGAUCAGUGGGAAAAUGACAACAGCUCUGGCUAUAUAUUCCAUGUUAUUUAUGAGAUUUGCCAUAAAAGUCCAGCCCAGAAACCUGCUACUUUUCGCCUGCCAUUUUACUAAUGAAUGUGCGCAGUUAACGCAAGGAGCACGGUUUAUCAAUUAUCACUUUUUCUUAUCGUCAGAAGAGCGAUUACUUCACCACAAGAAAGUAGUGGAAGAGGAAAUAACAGUGCACCCAGAAUUGUACCCUGAGGUACUCCCCAUGAAACCUGCAGAAGAAAUGACACCCGAAGAUUUGGAGAAGCAAGUGGCCGAAUUUGACAGGAAGUAUCGUCUUUAUGACGAUGCCUUGAAAGAAGUCACGAUUGUGUAUCUUUAGCAAACUUGUACAAAUAGAAGCAUGUAUAUAUGGUAAUAUACUCAAGCUUUGUUUUUUUGUUUGAAGGCUGUUUCUAACUUUUUGUGAUAUUCAGCAUAAACUUUUCUCCUUUAUAACAUUUCUGUGAAUUUUACCUCAUCAGGCGUGUGUUAGAGUUUUUUGUCGUUUUUUUUUUUUUUUUUUUUUUGAUUUUAUCCUCCUUAUUAACUUAACUUAUUAAAUUACAAGUUAGAAAUAACCUUAUAGCUCACCACAGAAGGUUCACGAUGUAUUUGUAGAAUUAAUUAAAUACUGGUAAAUGCUAUUCUUUUCAAAACUAAAAAACAUGAUUUGUUAAAUAGGUAAAAUCUAAACAAAAGUGGCAGUCAUGUUUAGCAUGGAAGUAUUUUAGUCAUUGGUAUAUUGUGCUUUUUCUGAUCUGUUUUUCUAGCUACAUGUACAUGUAUGUGAAUUUAACAUCAACAUAUCAUUUGAAACUCUAAAUGGCUUCUUCGAACUCUCUCUAAACAUCUGUGAUUGUGUUAAUUUUGUUUCUGAUAUUAGCCUGGUGAAUGAUUAAAGUGUCUUUUAUUUUCCACUUAUAUUGCAUUUUUAUAGACCCUGAAUGUGCUUAGGAAUAUUUGCAUUUUGGAGAUCCACUAUCCAGGGUCCACUAUUCGAAAAAAAUAUGUAUAUAAUAUCUCUUAGCUUUCAUUAUAAUAUGGACAACAUAUUGAAAUUGAAAGUUUUGGGAAGUAGAACCCAAUAUUCUUAUGUCGUGUUUGUGAAGUGAGGAAUUUGAAGGUAAUCGGUUAAAGAAUUUAGUACCUAAUUCACUAUUGGUUCCUUGUUUUAACUUGUUGCCUGGCAUCAUUAAGUUAUUUUGUUUGUGUAAGUGUCUCUCACCUUUAGAUAAGGUCUCUUCAGUUUAAAUAAGUGGAAAUGGUAUGCGAACAGUGUAAGACUGUAACUCUUCAACCUUUUUCCCAUGUUUCCAAGAUUUUUAUUUCGACAUAUUCUGAAGGCAUUAUUCAAUUUAAU
This is a messenger RNA of Liolophura sinensis, 1494 nucleotides long. Its product is annotated as mitochondrial pyruvate carrier 1-like. The record is from RefSeq and is a predicted model, not a curated record. The transcript is spliced from 5 exons. The coding region runs from base 1 to 474 and encodes 157 amino acids. Gene Ontology annotation, cellular component: mitochondrial inner membrane. Lineage: Eukaryota; Metazoa; Mollusca; Polyplacophora; Chitonida; Chitonidae. Gene Ontology annotation, biological process: pyruvate import into mitochondria.